Gracilinanus agilis (Agile Gracile Mouse Opossum) is the source of this 5861-nucleotide messenger RNA. It is a transcript of the gene ARHGEF10, whose product is annotated as Rho guanine nucleotide exchange factor 10. Gene Ontology annotation, cellular component: centrosome. Gene Ontology annotation, biological process: positive regulation of stress fiber assembly; mitotic spindle assembly; actin cytoskeleton organization. The coding region runs from base 304 to 4404 and encodes 1366 amino acids. Lineage: Eukaryota; Metazoa; Chordata; Mammalia; Didelphimorphia; Didelphidae. The transcript has 30 exons. The record is from RefSeq and is a predicted model, not a curated record. Gene Ontology annotation, molecular function: guanyl-nucleotide exchange factor activity; protein binding.
GAGAGAGAGAGAAAAUGCUGCCCUGUAGGCUCAGUUGAUUUCCCUUGUAAGAAAUUUGAACUGAACUAAAUAGAAUGCACACUCAACACAUUUACACUGCAGGUCAUAGCAGAUAACCGUGGCUAAGGCAAUCACAGCGGUACAGAGGAGAAGGAAGCCAGAAGAAGCCAGAGGGGAAGCCCUGCCUGGCAGAAGUCAUUCUGCUAAGAAACUGGCGGCAUUUGAGCAGCAGCGGGGUUCUGAUCGCUGAUGGCACCUCCACUGAGUUAAGAAAGUAAAGCUGUGCAGAAUUACAGAGGUAAUAUGGAUCCAGAGGAGUUUCCUCCUCCUCCACCUGAAGCUAAUUUUGCAGAUGAGGAAACUAAGGCAAACAGGGUUCUAGAAAAUGAGUUUAAAAGUGCCACUAAUAAUAAUGAAGAGGAAGAAGGAGAACAAUUUGAUUUCGACAGUGGGGAUGAAAUUCCAGAAGCUGAUAGGCAAGCACAUCUACCAUCAUCGGAAUCUGACUCCAAAGGUGUUGCUGAAAAUAAGGAAGUUCCAUCUACAGGGGAACGAUCAGCUGGAGGAGAUAAUUUGCAAGCUGCAGAAGCUAGUAAACUACCUGUACACAUGAAAGUAAAUCCAUAUUCAGUCAUCAAUAUUACACCAUUCCAGGAGAAGGAGCAAUUGUCACCAGAUCCAAUUGCUGAAGAAGAAAGUUCAAGCUCCAGUGUGCCCAGUGUUUACUCUGUUCCUGUGCCUUGUGGUUAUGCAGUUCCCUCUAAUUUACCGCUGAUACUCCCAGCCUACUCUAGCCCCAUCAUCAUUCGUACUCUCUCUGUGGAUGAAGAAGUGGACACACAGGAGGUGACAGAAGAGUCCCAUUUCAAUUCUUUAAGUUCAGAAGAUCCUCCAAACAGUGAAGACCAGGUCAAUAAAGAAGACAGUCCUCUAGCCAAAUGGGUUGCAGAUCCUGCCAAUACAGCAUGGAUGGAAAACCCAGAAGAAGUGAUUUAUGAUGAUGUGCCAAGAGAAAAUUCAGACUCAGAACCAGAGGAAAUGAUUUAUGAUGAUGUUGAGAAUGGGGAUGAAGGUGGCAACAGCUCUUUGGAUUAUGGGUGGAGUUCAAGUGAAUUUGAAAGCUAUGAAGAACAAAGUGAUUCAGAGUGCAAAAAUGGGAUUCCCAGCUCCUUUUUGCGAGGCAACCACAAAAAACAACUGUCUCAUGACCUAACCCGUUUAAAGGAGCACUAUGAGAAAAAGAUGAAAGAUUUGAUGGCAAACACUGUGGGAGCAGUAGAGAUUCAGCAGCUAAAGCAAAAACAUGAGCUGAAGAUGCAAAAACUUAUGCGGGCAGCAAAAGAAGGCACCAAAGAUGGCCUUGAAAAAACCAAAGCUGCUGUGAAGAAAGGCCGCUCAUUCAUCCGGACUAAAUCAUUUGUUUCCAAUGAACAUAGAUCUUGUCUUCAAGAGGAAGAGCUUAAUUUAUUUAUUGAUGUUGAUUGUGUGCACACAGAGGCUAUCAUGACCCCAAUGCCAGAAGGUCUGUCCCAGCAGCAGGUUGUAAGAAGGUAUAUUUUGGGUUCAGUUGUUGAUAGUGAAAAAAACUACGUGGAUGCUCUUAAGAGGAUUUUGGAGCAAUAUGAGAAACCACUUUCAGAGAUGGAACCAAAAGUUUUGAGUGAAAGGAAGCUAAAGAUGGUGUUUUAUCGCAUUAAGGAAAUCCUUCAGUGCCAUUCUAUGUUCCAGAUUGCUUUGGCCAGUCGGGUAUCGGAGUGGGAUUCUGUUGAAAUGAUUGGAGAUGUCUUUGUUGCUUCGUUUUCCAAGUCUAUGGUGCUGGAUGCUUACAGUGAAUACGUGAAUAAUUUUAGUACAGCUGUGGGAAUUCUUAAGAAAACAUGUGCUACCAAACCAGCUUUUCUGGAGUUUUUGAAGCAGUGCCAAGAAUCAAGCCCUGAUCGAAUUACCCUCUAUGGUUUGAUGAUGAAGCCAAUACAACGCUUUCCACAGUUUAUUCUCCUCCUCCAGGACAUGUUGAAGAAUACCACAAAAGGACACCCUGACAGGCUACCCCUGCAGAUGGCACUUACAGAGCUUGAAACAUUAGCCGAGAAGCUCAAUGAAAGGAAAAGAGAUGCAGACCAGCGAUGUGAAAUCAAGCAGAUAGCAAAAGCCAUAAAUGAAAGAUACUUGAACAAGCUUCUCAGCAGUGGCAAUAGAUAUCUUAUUCGUUCUGAUGACAUGGUAGAGACUGUUUACAAUGACAGAGGAGAAAUCGUCAAAACCAAAGAACGUCGGCUCUUCAUGUUGAAUGAUGUGUUAAUGUGUGCUACCGUUAGUGCCCGCACGUCACACGAAAGCAGUGGGGCUGUAUCAACCAGCCAAAGAUAUUUAUUAAAAUGGAGUGUUCCUCUUGGACAUGUAGAAGUCAUAGAAUACAGCAGUGGUCAAGGCCAAGGAGAAAAUAGCAGAUACCCUCAAGCUCAUUCCACUGAAAGUAUUAUCGUGGUCGCCAAUGUAAAGCCACACAAACUUUACAUGGGACCAGGACAAUUGUACCAUGAUUUACAGAAUUUGUUGCAUGACUUGAAUGUAGUUGGUCAAAUCAGUCAAUUGAUAGGAAACCUAAAAGGAAACUAUCAGAACUUAAAUCAGUCAGUUGCACAUGAUUGGACAUCAGGUUUACAAAAGCUUAUCAUGAAAAAAGAAGAUGAAAUCCGAGCAGCUGAUUGCUGUAGAAUCCAGUUGCAGCUCCCAGGGAAACAAGACAAGUCUGGACGGCCUACUUUCUUUACAGCUGUGUUUAAUACAUUUACCCCAGUCAUCAAACAAUCUUGGAUCAACAAUUUACAGAUGGCUAAGCUUGCCCUGGUGGAGGAAAACCAUCUGGGCUGGUUCUGUGUAGAAGAUGAUGGGAAUCAGAUAAAAAAGGAAAAGCAUCCCCUUCUUGUUAAACACAUGCCAGUGAUGGUGGCCAAACAGCAGGAGUUUAAGAUUGAAUGUGCAGCUUAUAAUCCAGAACCUUAUCUUGGCAAUGAAACUGAGCCAGAUUCGUUUUCCAUGCAGCAUGGAUUCCUAUGGAUCGGCAGCUGUACUAAUCAAAUGGGUCAAAUAGCCAUCAUCUCAUUUCAGCAUUCCAGCCCCAAAGUGAUUGAAUGCUUUAAUGUGGAAUCACGGAUUCUUUGUAUGGUGUACAUUCCUGUAGCUGAGAAACACAAAGAGUCCAAAGUCACUUCUGAUCCUGAAACUGUGGUUGGAAAAACUUCAGAUGUACCGACUAUUUGUCUAGGCACAGAAGAAGGAAGCAUUUCUAUUUAUAAAAGUAGUCAAGGCUCGAAAAAGGUGCGACUUCAACACUUUUUCACACCUGAGAAGUCUACUGUCAUGAGCUUAACUUGUACAUCCCAGUAUCUCUAUGCUGGUCUUGUCAAUGGGAACCUUGUUGUCUACACCAAAACAGAAGAUGGAUCAUGGAAUUCUGAACCUCAAAAAGUGGUCAAAUUAAGUGUCCUGCCAGUUAGAAGUCUACUAAUGAUGGAAGACACUAUAUGGGCAGCAUCUGGUGGACAAGUGUUUAUCAUCAAUAUUGAGACUCAUUCUAUAGAGAACCAUCUAGAGGCCCAUCAAGAAGAGGGAAUGGUGAUCUCUCACAUGGCAGUUGCUGGAGUUGGCAUCUGGAUUGCCUUUACAUCUGGAUCUACUCUCCGCCUUUUUCACACAGAGACACUAAAACAUCUCCAGGACAUUAACAUAGCCACCCCUAUUCAUCAUAUGUUGUCAGGACAACAACGAGUGUCUGUGACUAGCCUGCUGGUGUGCCACGGCUUGUUAAUGGUUGGAACAAAUCUGGGGAUCAUCGUAUCACUACCAGUUCCUCGUUUGCAAGGAAUUCCUAAAGUGACUGGCAGAGGGAUGGUUUCCUACCAUGCACACAACGGCCCUGUGAAAUUUCUUGUUAUGGCGACAGCUUUAAACAAGAAGAACCACGGUCACUCCAGGAACAGCCUGCUUCCCCACGCUGAAGCCCAGGAUGAAGACCAGAAGGACCUCCUUCCCAACGAGCUAUCGGGCUCUUGUCUGAGUCAGAGCACCCCUGACAGCGCGGUUUGGUUAGGGGACUCAGCGGGAUCCAUCACCCAAAAAAGCGACCUGUCGUCAUCCUCUGGAUCGCUCACCUUGUCUCAUGGAUCCAAUUCUCUGGAGCACGGACCAGAAGAUAGCACCAUUUAUGAGCUCUUAAAAGAUCCAAAUAUUGCACUUAAUAAAGGGAAGAGCCACCAAUUUAAGAAAAGCAAGGCAAGUUCAGUAUUAGUCAUCUGCGGAGGACAGGGGCAUCGAAGGGUGAAUAAAAAAGCCAAGCAACAACGCCAAGACGAGCUGGCUUCUUCUGUUAUGGUCUGGCAGAUUCCUCUAUUAAAUAUAUAAAAGUGAGGAUGGCCAAUUCUACAGUCAUCGAAUCUUCAACUGAAGAAAUGAUUGAACUAAAUCAUAGAAUAUAUGAUUUAGACUGUAUCACUUUGGCGUGUAUGGGGAGGGGAAGCACAGUAUUUAGGGAAAACAUGUGCAAUAUAGUAGUGGCGACGACUCAGUCAGUUUGCCAACUUUAUUCUCUGCUGCAGAAUUGGGAUUACAAGCACUACAGAAACAAGUUUCAAAGUUAAAGCAUUUUUUUUUUUUGUAAUUUGAAAAGUACAAGAAAUGUGUGCCCGUUUUUCAUUUUUAUAUUUUGCUACUGUAGCACAUACCCUAAAGUGCUAAACUGGUCAUAUUGAUUGAUCCUUUUCAAAGCUCUUCUGAUAUAAUCAACCUAAAGACAUUCUCAAACUAAGAAUUCGGGCUUGCUAAAAAUUCAGCAUAUGGGAUAGUGCAAGAAGACAUUAGGUUAACAAUUCUUGAAACACCAUCUUUUCAAAUGUGCAAUUUUAUUUAUGUUUUCUUUUAUAUAUUUCAGAGUAAAAUUUGUAACUGUUAGAAAAGGCAGGGAACACAUAUCAGUUCAGUUGCUCUUGUUUGCUUUCGUAAGUCAGCUAUUUUCCCCAAAGUGAUAUCAUGCAUGUUUUGUAUAUUUUAACAAAGUAGCAUUUUAUAUUACACAUUUCUCAAUAAAAAUUUGAGGUGAAAAUUGUAUUUGAUGUAUAAUCUAUAAUGAUAUUCCAUAAAAAGAGCAUGUUUUAAAACAAAAUGUUCAGCAAGUAAAUAACCUUCAGACAGCUACUACUAGACAACAUAUUGUACACAGAAUCCUGUGUACUUGCAGUGUUAUAAGAAAUAUAGUGUAGAAAAAUUGUUAGCUAUUCCUUUCGCAGGGUUUCUAGCAUCCACCAAACUUGGUUCAACAUAACUAUUUCUCUGUUCAGACUGAAUAUUCAUUCUGAAGGACUCUUGGUGCUAGCUUUUGUGUAUACUUCAUUGCUGGCAGUGGGGCAUCAGCCAAGAAAACUGACACCUUUUUCCCAUUUUCUGCAAAAUGCACUAGUUGUAUUCUGCAGUUGUAUAGCCAACUAUGCCAUGUUGAGAUACAUGAGUAAUGUGUGAUUUACAUUUCAUUCAAGACUGUAUAUAUGUCAAUAUUUUACUUGCGAAAGAAGCAAAUAACUAAUGGAAAUAUUCAUUUGAAAUCAAUUUCUGGGCACUUUACAGAUUUUUUUAAUUCUACUUUUAUGAUAUAGAGAAAUAUUUUCUAAGGUUCAUCCACAUUCCUAUGAAAAUAAUGUUUUAAUCUCUCUUAAGCUUUCUAAACUGUUAGCUGCUAUCUGGUUUGAUAAAUAAAACCUGACUUUUACUUAGAAACAAUAAUAUUAUGGUUGCUUAAUUUUUAGAAAAUUCAUUGGGGAGAUGAUAUCUUUUGGGGCAAGGGAUUACCGAUCAUAUAUUGUCAUAAA